This is a messenger RNA of Hibiscus syriacus, 2682 nucleotides long. RefSeq lists its product as uncharacterized. The transcript is spliced from 6 exons. The coding region runs from base 1 to 2682 and encodes 893 amino acids. NCBI's taxonomy places the organism in Eukaryota, Viridiplantae, Streptophyta, Magnoliopsida, Malvales, Malvaceae. The record is from RefSeq and is a predicted model, not a curated record.
AUGACGGAAGCCAAGGUAGUGCUGGAGUCCGUAGACCUUAAGAGGCUGGGAUCGUUGGAUCUCGAUAAGUUGGAGUCCUUGGAAAGUAUCAGGGAGGAGGUUCAGGAUUCACUCAACGAGUUAGAUGUGAAGGCAACUGAUCGAGGUGAUUCCUUAGAAGCCAUGGUGGUGGCUUUAAGGAAGGAAGUUGAGGAACUCAAGAGCAAGGGUUUCGAUUCUGAGGUGGUCGAGCUAAAGAGGGAGUUCGAGUUGCUCAAGACCGAGUUAUUGGUGUGCAAAGCUGCGUUCAGGAAUAGCGUAGCCACGAUUGCACCCAAAGCCUUGGGUAACAUCCCUAAGCCGGAGAAGUUCAAAGGAACCAGAUCCGUCCAGGAUGUUGAGAAUUUCCUUUGGGGGUUGGACCAAUGCAACGACGUGAAGCGUGGGAACACUACCAUCAAGACCAGGGCAGAAUUCCAAGAUGAGUUCAAAGAAUUGUUCUACCCGGAGUAUGCUGAGGAUGAGGCGCGGUCCAAGUUGAGGCGUCUCAAGCAAGAAGGGUCAUUGAGGGAGCAUGUUCGAAAGUUUGUCGAACUAAUGCUCCAAGUCCCGAAUUUGAGUGAAGAGGAUAGGUUCUUCACCUUCAUGGAUGGGUUGAAACCAUGGGCGAAGAACGAGCUAAGGCGACGAGGAGUUAAGGAACUCUCGGUUGCCUUGACGACGGUCGAGUCAAUCAUUGAGCUUGGCGUCAAGAAGGGCCAAGGGCAUUUGGCGAGGGACUGUCCGCAUAAGAAUAAACUCUCGGCCAUCAAGGAGAAAGAUGGGGAGGAGAGUGAGACUCUAAAGCUUGGCUCCAUCCUUAGCACCAUGGAGGUUAAGAAAGAUCGAAGAAGAAGGGUGGACACUGGUGCCUCAGAGUUAUUCAUGUCAGAACCAGUUAUCAAGAGACUUGGUCUUCAUGUCGAGAAGGCAAGUGGUUCUAUCAAGACCGUCAAUGCCAAAGAGGUUCCGAUUGCGGGGGUCGUAAAGGCAAUUGAGUUAACUAUUGGAGGUUGGUCCAGAACGAAAGCCAUCAAGCAACAGUGCAUUGCUCCAGUGAGCCGAGGGCCCGGAGUAGGGGCCAAAGUUCUAUCCGUAAUUCAAUUCUCGAAGGCAGUGCGCAAGGAGGAAUCGUCAUUCUUAGCUGUCUUGGUGUGUGAUGAGCCAGCCACAACCAAGGAAGUUCCUGACGUGGUGAGCCACGUGUUGGCAGAAUUCCAAGAUGUGAUGCCUGCCGAGUUACCUCCAAAGAGGGAGGUGGAUCACAAGAUUGAGCUUGUGCUGAAUGCGGAGCCACCCGCUCGAGCUUCUUACAUAAUGGCUCCGCCCGAGUUGGAGGAGAUGCACAGACAGUUGAAGGAUCUCUUCGAUGCCGGGUACAUCCAACCAUCCAAGUCCCCCUAUGGUGCCCCAAUGUUGUUUCAUAAGAAGCACGAUGGUUCUUUACGGAUGUGCAUCGAUUACCGAGCUUUAAAUAAGCUCACGGUGAAGAACAAGUACCUGAUUCCUCUCAUUGCGGACUUGUUCGAUCAAUUUGGUGGUGCAAGGUGGUUCACCAAGUUGGAUUUGAGAUCAGGCUAUUACCAAGUCAGGAUAGCCGAGGGAGAUGAACCGAAGACAGCCUGUGUGACUAGGUACGGUUCGUAUGAAUACCUUAUGAUGCCCUUUGGCCUCACGAAUGCUCCAGCCACGUUCUACACCCUGAUGAAUAAGGUGUUGCAACCUUUUCUGGAUCGAUUCGUUGUUGUCUACCUCGACGACAUCGUCAUCUACAACAAGACGUUGGAGGAGCAUGUUGAACACUUGAAGCAAGUGUUUCUAGUGUUGCGAGAGAAUGAGCUCUUUGUCAAAGAGGAGAAGUGCUCAUUCGCCAAAACGGAGGUUCCUUUCCUUGUCCACAUUAUUGAAGGUGGUAAGAUCUGGAUGGAUAGGGACAAGGUUCGAGCCAUUGAUGAAUGGCAAGUGCCAACCAAGAGGUUUGUCAAAGGUUACUCAAAAAUCGCAGCCCCCUUAACCGAGUUAUUGAAGAAAGACAAGGCGUGGGAUUGGGGCCUGAAGUGUCAAAGUGCCUUUGACGAAAUCAAGCUUGCUAUGACAAGCAAGCCAGUUUUGGUGUUGCCAGAUCACACCAAGCCCUUUGAAGUAUUCAUUGAUGCAUCCGACAUUUCCAUUGGUGGGGUCCUGAUGCAAGAGGGACAUCCGGUUGCUUAUGAAAGCCGGAAGCUCAAUGAGACCGAGAGGAGAUAUACGGUCCAUGAGAAAGAGAUGACUUCAGUUGUGCACUAUUUGCGCACAUGGCGACAUUACUUACUUGGGUCCAAGUUCGUGGUGUUUACAGACAAUGUUGCCAACAGUUACUUCUUAAACCAGAAGAAGUUGUCACCGAAGCAGGCUCGUUGGCAAGAGUUCCUUGCCGAGUUUGACUUGUCCUUGGAGCACAAACCUGGGAAAGUGAAUUCCAUGGCCAAUGCCUUAAGCCGAAGGUGUGACAUGGAGUUUGUGAGUUUGUCGAUGGGACAAAUGCGGGAGCGCAUCAAAGAGGGGUUGUCACAUGAUCCGAUAGCCCCUUCAUUGAUUGAGCUUGCCAAGGAGGGCAAGACUAGAAAGUUUUGGCUAGAUGGAGGCUUGUUGUAUGCUCGAGGACACCGCCUCUAUGUGCCAUAA